AUGGCCGACGACCGCUACCGCCAGGACCGUCCUCAGCAGAAUCGCCCAGAGGAUCAGCCAUCGCAGCUCUCUCGCCAACCCCCUCCUCCUCCGACAGACAAGCCUCGCGCAUCGUCAGACUCUUCUCGACCAAGCAUGGCCGCAUCCGUUACUCUUCCGUCUAUUCAUGACCCGCGCUCCAGCAGCUAUGGCGCUCCUGCUCCCCCCUCCGGUGGACGAGGCUAUCCCCACGAUCCUCGUUUCGCCUCGCCAAACGCAGUAAACGGCUACCCACCACCACCAGCCGGCCAGCAGCCACCAGCUGCGUACCUGCCGCCAAUGCAGUCUCAGGAUCCAAGAGGCUCUUCCUAUCCCCAUCCGGAGCACAGAGGGCCGUACUAUGAUGACCGCAGAGGGCCACCUCACCCCGACGCCGCCUAUGGCCAAGACGCCUAUUUCUAUCGAGGACCUCCUGGCGCUCCUCCAAACGGUUAUCCAAGACCACAUCCUGGCGCAUAUGGCUCAGAGUAUGCUCAGCCGGGCAAUGCGCCGCCCCAAAUGGCCCAGGCCGCCCCCCGGCAGCGGACUUCCAUUGCUUGCAGCGGCUAUCAGAGUGCCCCAGGCGGAAAGUGUCAAAAUUGUGCCCGCAUGAAUCAAGAGUGCAUCUUUCAACCGGUUUCUUCUUCAAGCUCUACAGCAUUUAUUCCCGUCUCUGCAGUACCAGGUGGCGUUCCUCCUGGUACCCAGCUUUUUGGAGCCUACGGCCAACCUUUGGCACCUAAUUCGGUACCAUCUGCUCAUCACUACGCUGCUACCGGUGGCCCGCCCCCGCCCCCUCCUGCCGCCGCUGGGAAUUUUUAUCAGCCGAUGCAAUCUCCAACUGAUUCAUUCUCAUCAUAUGGAGACCAGAGAGGAGAUGACCAAGUAGUAGGGCGGCGACGACGUCGAACACCAGAAGAACAAGAGGAAGGAUAUCGCCUCCCUCCCCCCCGAAACACCAUGCCCGACGACGAUCCUCGCAGAAGGUCUCCUGCUGAAGCCUCAAGCAAUGGGAGUCCCGGAGGACUUGGACAUCUCCCGUAUCAGGGCAGCGGCCCUAGGCAAAGUCCCCGAAAUCCAUCUUUGCCACAGCCACCGGCAACUGCGGGUCACGGUGCCGUUGCUCCUGGAGGUCACUCGCCAGGUCAGAACGGCUCCAGCGGAGCUUCAACGCCAUCGCAAGCUCAGCGCCAACCCCAGCAGGCUUCUUCUUCUGUGAUGAGUCUGAGCAAUCUUGUUGAUAAAAACGACAUCGAUAAGGGAAUGAUUGAUCGUCUCAACCGGCCUCGAGACGUCAAGGGAUCGCCACCAGGUGCGUCCUGA
This is a messenger RNA of Metarhizium acridum CQMa 102, 1341 nucleotides long. The record is from RefSeq and is a predicted model, not a curated record. Lineage: Eukaryota; Fungi; Ascomycota; Sordariomycetes; Hypocreales; Clavicipitaceae.